AUGAAUCCAGCUGAAGGAGUAAGCUCUAGCUGUAGGCAAAAGACUCCAGUUGAACAAAACAGACAGCAGGUGAGAUAUCCAGAUCGUAUAACUCUUAUUAGAGGGAACCAUGAGAGUCGCCAAAUUACACAGAUUCGAACAAUUGAUAGAAAGCAAGAAGUACCCCAUGAUGGUGGCAUGUCUGACCUCUUAUGGUCAGAUCCUGCAGAUAUUGUUGAUGGUUUGUGGCUUAACUUCUUACAAAAUUGUCCUAUGAUGGCAGCUAAAUUGCUAAUGGGUGCAUAUAGAGUGAUUUUCAUGGAUGAUAUAUCAACUGGGCUUGAUAGUUCAACAACACAUCAAACUGUUAAUUAUCCUAGGCACACAACUCAUGCUCUUGAUGGGACUACAUUCAUUUCACUCUUGCAACCAGAUCGAGAUGUUACCAGUUUUGAGAACCAAAAAUUUAUCGUAGUUCUUGAUGAUCAUGAAUGA
Ilex paraguariensis (yerba mate) is the source of this 474-nucleotide messenger RNA. NCBI's taxonomy places the organism in Eukaryota, Viridiplantae, Streptophyta, Magnoliopsida, Aquifoliales, Aquifoliaceae. The record is from the annotation of a GenBank genome assembly.